Oldenlandia corymbosa var. corymbosa is the source of this 939-nucleotide messenger RNA. Lineage: Eukaryota; Viridiplantae; Streptophyta; Magnoliopsida; Gentianales; Rubiaceae. The record is from the annotation of a GenBank genome assembly.
AUGGCAUCUCCGGGAAAGGUUCAUGCUACCGGAGUUGUUGAACUUGAGAAGCAGGAUCCGGAAAUUUUCACAAACAAUUUUAGUAGCGAGAAUUUCAUCUGCCAGGCCCAAUAUUGCAAUCUUUAUCAUGGUAAGAUUCCCGGGGGUUGGAAAGGGCUUGAAGGCGGAGAUGUGACGGUGAAGUAUGAAUUAGAGUUUCUGCAGUCUCCUAAAGCAACUUCUUCUCGCUACUUGCUAAGGCUGAUUGCGCUUUCCCGUGAUGAUAAGAGUGAGUUCUUGGGAGUUGUUUAUGAUCUCAGGCUAUCAAAUACGCUGCGUCACUUUGUUGAUAAAGUGGAGUUUAAAUGGCUUGAAAGAAUUAAGGUAGCUGUUGGAAUUGCUCGUCUGCUUAGGUAUCUGAUUCAUGAGGAGCCAAGAUAUUUGGUCCGGGAUCUUUCUGCUGCCCACAUAAUGCUGGACAAGGAUUGGAACCCUUUCCUGAUCAACUAUUUCAAGCUGGAUGGUGUGGCGAUGGAUAGCAUGCAGCCCGAAGCACACUCGGAUCGGAUGAGUUUUGGAUCAUGGGGCUACAUUGAUAUAUAUUAUGUCAAUUCAGGUCUUUGUAGAGAAUAUUCAGAUGUCUUUGCAUUUGGUGUCAUACUUUGUGAGCUUCUAUUCAAAUGUAAAGUUGAGGAACAUCCUGGGGAUGGAUGGGUUUAUAUCUAUAAUGAAGCUCAAGAACUCUAUCCCUUGAACACGAUGCUUGGAGUAUCAUUUGUUGACAAGAGUUUGAAAAAAGAUCCUCAUUUUAAAGCUCCUGAUGGACCAAAAAUCUCCAGGUUGGCAAGGCUUUGCGUUGAUCUUGAUCCUAAAAUCCGCCCCAAUAUGGAGCAAGUCGUGAAGAGUUUGGAGAACCUCCAGGUUGUGAUAGAUAAUGUUGGAACGUUCACUGAUAUUUAG